Messenger RNA from Medioppia subpectinata, 517 nucleotides. NCBI's taxonomy places the organism in Eukaryota, Metazoa, Arthropoda, Arachnida, Sarcoptiformes, Oppiidae. The record is from the annotation of a GenBank genome assembly.
GCAAACAAUUUGCUUUAUAUGCAAGAAGCGGAUCAGAUAACCAACGAAGUGUCGGCCUUUUAUUACACUAAACUACACGACUUUAAUAGUGACGGCAAACUCGACGGAUUAGAACUUUUAUUAGCGGUUAAACAUUCAUUAGUCCAUCACAACGCUAGCUAUGAAUUCACGCCAUUGGAGGACAUGUCAAAUUAUGUGGAUUCUGAGCUGAAUCUAAUGGAUUUGAAUAACGAUGGGUUCGUUGAUUACGGGGAGAUCUAUACUUAUAUGGAGGCAAACAAACAACAACAGAAUAAUCUACCAAAUAAUGCACCGAAUAAUCAACAGAUUAAUCCACCCAAUAAUCCACCGCAGGCUCAAUAAAUUGUCAUUCAUUUAUUAAAUGUUAAUUUUAUGUAAGAAUUAAUUAUUGCAAAAUAAAGUCAAAAUAAUUUCAUAAUGGGUUUAGUUAUAUAGAAAUAAAUGAUUGCUUUCUAUUAUAAUUAAUAAUAUAUUUAUUAAAUACAAUUCAUUCCAA